Messenger RNA from Musa acuminata subsp. malaccensis (wild Malaysian banana), 755 nucleotides. RefSeq names its product abscisic stress-ripening protein 5. The record is from RefSeq and is a predicted model, not a curated record. Lineage: Eukaryota; Viridiplantae; Streptophyta; Magnoliopsida; Zingiberales; Musaceae.
CCGCCCUCCUCCGUCCAUCUCAAGCGCACAGCCACCGGUCGCAAACCACUGUUUCAGUCUUACCUGCAAAAGAUGGCCGAGGAGAAGCACCACCACCACCUCUUCCACCACCACAAGGAGGAGAAGCCCGCGGAGGAGGUGAUAUACUCCGAGACAGCCUACUCCGGCGGCGAUGACUACGCCUCCGGCUACACCGAGACUGUCGUCGCCGAGUCGGCUUCCGAUGAGUACGAGAAGUACAAGAAGGAAGAGAAGCAUCACAAGCACAAGGAGCACCUCGGCGAGAUGGGCGCUGUCGCCGCCGGUGCCUUUGCUCUGUACGAGAAGCACGAGGCGAAGAAGGACCCCGAUCACGCCCACAAGCACAAGAUCGAGGAGGAGAUCGCUGCGGCGGUGGCGGUUGGCAGCGGAGGCUAUGCCUUCCACGAGCACCAUGAGAAGAAGGACGCCAAGAACGAGGCGGAGGAAGCGAGCGGAAAGAAGCAUCACCACCACCUCUUUUAGGGGCUGCCCUCUUUGAUCGGCUUCCAUGUUGUGCACCAAAUAAGUUCAGGCUGGCUUGUCAUGAUGGCCUUGGCUGCUACAAUAAUUGGGUGCAUGUGUUAUGUGAAAUAGAUUUGUGUUGAGUGUGGGAUGCUUGGUACUUUUGUUUUUUUUUCUUUUAUCCUUGUAUCAAAAACCCUUAAAAAUAAGAAAAAAGGCUUCUUAGAAAUGUUCUUUCUAAGAUCUUAUAAUGAACAUCUUUUCCUUUUUUU